CAAUAAAUAAAAUUUAUAUAAGUAUUAGAUUUGUGCGUCUACACAUGAAAUAUAUUUAUCGGAAAACGUGUGAUCGAUGAAAAAACAAACAAAAAAAGGUUGUACAGAUCAUACAGGCCUAUAUCAGAUUAGAAGAAGGGGUUGCAUUGGAAAUACCGCAGUUUGCCAGUGCAUAUUUGGAUUAAACAGAAAUAAGUGGUCCUCCAUUCAGUCCAUCCAUCUUUCUGAAUCAGCCUGCUUCGACAGUGGACAAUGGUGCAUGCCAUCAUCUGACAGAGUCUGGUUACGUAGCUCACUCUGACGCACAUCGCGAGUCGUGCUGGGCCGUUUCUGCGCGAGGAAUCCCACCGCUCGCGCCACCUUCCCAGAUCACGUGGUGUUUUCCACACCGGCCAGUAGGUGUGUCCUAAAGCACCGAGUUUCAUUCAUAACUACGUCUCGCUUUGGGAUGGAAAUCAAACCGCUCUGUGAAGGACCGUGCUAGUGGCGCGAGCUGUAACCUGCUCCUACAUGGACCGCAAUAAUCACAAAUAGGAAGUGCAGAAGACCCCGGUUGGGACCAUGAGCGAUGAGCUGCCUCGGUUGACCAGCCUCAUGGAGAAUACCACAGAUGUGCCGGUGGUGUCGGGCAGGCAGGAUAACUAUGUCCUGCUGGUGAUGAUGUGUGUGUUCGCUGGCGGAACUCUGCUUCUGCUCACCCUCCUCCUCGUCUUCUGUCACCGCUGCUGUCAGCGCGGACGCCGCUAUUCCAGAGCCAGCGAUGACCUGGAGAAAACUAACACGACGUAUGUGGAGGAGAGCCAGCCUGGAAUGGCAGACAUCGCCGUCAGGCUGGACAGCAGCGACGUGCAUUCCGCCCCCAGUCGCCACAGCGACGGUGACACGGAGCGCUUUCAGGCGUCGGCGUACACAGGCCGCCGCGUCUCCUUCAACGAGACUGCUAUCUACGAGCAUAGCAAAAAGAGCCAGGAGAAAGGGCGAAGGUACACUCUCACGGAGGGCGACUUCCACCACCUGAAGAAGGCUCGUCUGACACAGCUGCACAUCUCUUCUCCAGCCACGAACAUCCUGACCAUUAUGGAGUGCGACUCCCCAGAGAACAGCGUCAUCCUGCGAGAGCAGCUGCAACAUAAUCCCUCCCUCUCCAUAUUUCAGCCUGCCGAGAGUGCUCUGCCCGAGUCCCCGGUGUCCUGGAACAGCCAGAGCCCGAGUGGUGGUCUGCCAGGAGACACGUUGAACUCCGUACUGGAUAGCGACUUUGCUAUCUGCUCUGCUGAACAUGGUUCUGAACCACCUCGAUCAAGGACGAUUGAGGCGAUGGGAGGUUCUGCUCCAAGGACAGAGACUGAUCCUUGCUCCUCCCUGACAGUAGGAGCAGGUGUAGUAGCUGGAGGAGGGGGUGGAGCAGAAGGAGGCUCCACCUCAGGGCAGGGCACCGUGCUGCACUUCCUGUCCCGGCUGAGACGGCACGCCAGUCUAGAGGGAGCCAGCCCUUACUUCACCAUCAAGAAGUGGAAGUUCGACAGCAGCCACAGAGCAGCAAGUCUGGACAUGAGAGGUUCUCCACGAAGGCGAGCCUUUCAGAGGCAGAGGGCAGCGAGCGAGACUCUGGACCAGGGAGAGGAGUUCCAGCUACCUGGAGGAAACGGAGGCAGGGACUUCCUGUUAUGCGCCCUGCACCCCCAGCCGCAAGCAGACACCCCCAGACGACUCUCAGCAGGUUCUCUGGAACCACCCACCACAGGCUGUGUGCCACGGGCCCCAUUCGCACCCCCACCGCCUCUCAGCAGGCUAGUGGUGAAGGCUAAGAGUCCGACGCAAGCAGCCCACAAUUUCCCAGAAUCCACUGGGCCUCGGGGAGGGGAAGAGGCAGAGGAGGAUGGGGAGCUCACAGAGGGAGCGACCGGAGGAGAAGGCACUAGCACCCAGCGGGGUACAGAGUUUGGCUUGGUAAGCAGACAAGAGAGCCUGGAACAGCCAAGCCUGUACCGGGACAUCUGGAGCCUGCGUGCCUCGCUGGAGCAGUACGCCUCCUCAGACCUGAGCAGCAACGACAGGGACUCGACCCGCAGCGACGCUGACAGCAUCUGCUCACUAGGGGGAGCCGGCGCCUCCAGAACCGGUGUGCCUAGCUACCAGUCGCAGGACAUUGAUGAUGAAGUGGAUGGCGACGGCGAACUGCCGUACGACGACAUGAGAAGGGAGUUGGGUGGUAGACGGAAUGGCAGGGACAGCGUGGAUUCUGAGAAGGGCAGCGACAGUGAGUCGGGGAGUCGGAAGCUUCUGCAAAUGGACAGUGGCUACGCCUCUAUCGAGGCUCCGUGCAGGGCUCCAGAGGAGCUGAGGCUGUUUGGAAGCUCUUCAGGAAAGACGGCGUCGGAGAAGCGCCGCUUCUUUACGAGCACGGGCCGGAAGGAGACAGUGUGCGAGAGUUUCGAGACUCGCCUGUUCAAAGAGGAGAUGGAGGGCGAGGCGUCGGUGAACAGCACUGGCGUGGAAUUGGAGGGAACCGGAAACAAGCCCUACGGGGGGCUGCGCACCUCAUCCAGAGAUGACGAGGAAGCGCAACCACAAGCCAAAGCUCGCUCGGGCUUCCGUCGGCGGGAUUACAGCAUCGACGAGAAGACGGAGGCGCUGUUUAACGAGUUCCUGCGCCACGAUCCCCAGUUUGACCAGCAGGGGUCACCCUCACUACGGCAUCGGCACCGCUCGCGGAUCCACUUACGCAAGCAGUGGCAGCGCGCCAAGCAGUACAGUGACCCCGGAGCGGCGCGCUACUCACCUUCCCUGGAGAGACAGCGCAGCUACGUGCUGCGGAGGGGAGACAGCGCCAAUUACCCGCUGGACACACGCUUCCACAGCACCCUGCCACGGAUUGCUAGUGCUGCAGACGAGGAGGCCAGUGAGGGCGGAGCCAGUGAGGGCGGGGCCAGUGAGGUCACCGGCAGUACCACUGAUUCACCCAGGGCCCAAGAUGCCUGUCCAGGGCCAGAGGAUAACACCAACAACAGCAGCAACAACAGCACACCUGCACUUAAGUUGACAGAGGAGGCUCAUGCCACCCUGCUCGUUUCUAGCACCCUGAAACACUCUGGGUUCCCGGAAGACCACAGAAGUGCAGAACAUCUUAUGGAGGCUCACAGAGGGUCACAGAUGGUGGUCACAGACACCGUUCCCCUAAAGACAGGUAGCGGGGAAUGGUGCAUGUUUACAGACGCCGUCAUUGAACUUCCAGAAAAUGUGCAACGUCACAUGGACGAAGACCCUACGGACACCAGACCUUCAGACAAACUGGCAAGCAGUCUGGACGAACGGCUCUACACCAGCCUGAGGAGGACUCGGGGUGGCCAGGAACACGUAGUGGCCGUGACCCACAUCUCGCCAGAUCUCAACGAGGACUAAGAGCAUGUUGAGCAGCGAUAGCUCUGACUGGCUGGGGACAUGAGUGGAUGGCUUCCAUCAGGAGGACAUCUCAGAGUAUGGGAGAGUGGAAUCACAUGAGCGUGCAAGUCGGAGGUGUAACGGCUGGGCCAUUCCACCAUAACCUCAGCUUUCCUCAGAUAAAUAAUGCAUGUGUGUUAUACUGACAGCCCCUCUGUUCCCUUAUGCAGGGCUGACUGAGUGGGCUGCAAUUUCAAACUAGGGAAAUGUAGUAGAAAAAGAACAAAAAGAAAAAAAAAAAAAAGUCAAACAUCUGCAGAUAACAUUGAAAAGGUUAUUUAAAAUAUUUUCUCAAAGAGGUCAAAUGUUAGCACACCUUGCAAAGUGCGCUGUGAAAUAAUGUAAGGUAGAUUGAUUGGGGAAAAUUUUGCAAGUAUCUUUGCAUUAAGUAAUAACCACAGAAGUCACACUGCACUUUUGUUAAGUACUACAUUUGGUAAGGAAUUGUGUCACACCUUAAACCCUUCUCAUAAGAGUUUUUGGAUAAGUAAGAAGUUAGUAGUUUCUCAGUGACUCGGUUAUGAUUGAAAAAAGACAAAUUAUGAAUCACCAAAUUCCCCGUUAUGAAUACUCCUUACCUAUCAGACCGAUAUUCCAUCAGUAGUGUUGAAAAAAAUCCUUAAACCUCUUUUCUCAUCCUUGUCUGGGAUUGGAAUAAUUCUCUGGGUGGAUAUGGAGCUCGGUGUCUCAUAAAUCCAGUUUCUUCAGAGAACAGGCCGCUAACGGUGUCUCCGUCGUCAUCUGCUUUCGCCUUGGCGAUGUAAACGGAGAACAGCCUCGUGUUGGUGUCAGUAGCGCGUUCAGAAUGUGGCGGGAAGGAAAGUGACAGCAGCGCUGCACUUCUGAUCCAGGGGAGUUGACUCGGCUGGUCCAUGUGAUUAAUUCCCUUGUUCUCAUUUUUCGUCUCCUUGUCUGUAUGAUAGGGAAACCAUGCCGUGAUCCAUACCGGGAGGUAACCGUAUCCGAAACAUUUGAAGGAUCUGAACAAGUCAAAGUCACUUUUCGAUUUUAUAUCUUAAUGUUAUUUAUUGAUUGUUUUGGUCAUCAUUUCUGUAUUGAUUGAUGUGAUUUCAUUUUUCAGAUGUGUAAAAUGUUGUUUUUUGGGGUUUUUUGGUCAUAUGUUCUAUGAAAAGCACUACCAGGAGCCAGCACACCACAGCUGAGUGAAUGGGCAUGUAACUCAGUGGCCCUGAGGGAUGGAACACUGUGAUAUUGAUUGUCUGAGUCAAGUUAAAUCAUCAAACGCCAUCCAUUUUAGGGUUCACAUAAAAUCGUAAAUAUGGCACAUUUAGUAAGAACCAAAACUGCUUAUAAAGGUCACACGAAAUCCUUUUUUCAGAUACUGCCUGUCAGCAGCACUGCCAACAUGCCCAGUCCUUCAUCCGUUGCCAGGCAGUGUAGAACGCCAUCCGUAUUACUGACUCAACUGGAUACAGAAACAAAAAAAGCUUCCAUUUAUGAUGCAUCUAUUUUUGUUGGUUUUCCAGACCAAAUGUUUUCUGACCAGUAUCGAAGUGCCACUUGUGUUGUUGUGCAAUCCUUGUGCACCAUAGUAUGGCAGAGGUAGCCAUAUGUCCACUACAAGGGAGGACUGAAUUUGCUGUUUAUAACAAACACCUGAAUAUGUCGAGUACAUUUCAGACAAGUUCAUAGACUGAGCACGAGUCCUUGUGGAUGUACACGCGCCAGUCACUGAUUGAUAACCUCCCCAGAUCUCGUUAGCCUCUUGGAGCUUUUUUGAUCUCAGAUUACACAUUGAUGAAUGCAGGGAUGUAUGGCCUUAAACAGCAGAAUGCCAGAGAUGUGUCUUUUACUGUGUAACUCUUAAAUAAUGCAGUGGUAGCAAUUUCAAUCAUUAAGUGGGCCUAAAAUUACACCAAUUAUGUAAUAAUUCAUAAGGUGCUCACAAGCUCACAAGAUUAGGCCUACACCGUUCAUCCCAAUGAGACGUGGAGUUUAAAAAGAUUUGAAUUUCUGCUACAUAAUCAGUGAGCAAAAGCGCAGCAUCCUAGCCAGAAAUCAGAUGUGUGUGAAAGGCGUCACCGUCGAGAUGGCUAAAGCGGCUAACGCUGUGCCAACGGAAAUAAAUAUGGAAAGCCGACUUCUGACCACUUUGGCUUUCCAUAAAUAAAACAACGUGACUGCUGUACGCAGCUCUCACUAGUGAAAAGCCCUCCAUGGCGGACAGCGCAGCUUCUCGGCCAGAGAAAGGACCCCGCUUUUGCCGAGCGAACACAUGCGACUCGAGCCCCUUGCAUUUCGGCUUUUGAUUUCCUAAUUUCUCAUUCUGAGCAGAAACCCAAAGGCGGAGGUUAAAUUCAUUUGCGGCGGCCUACUACCUUACAGGUGCGACCACGCCAAACGUGAUCUUAGAGCCUUUAGGACAGUAAGGGUUUAUGAUGUUCAAGAUUUGUUACAGAUGCGUUUUGUUGUAAUCAUAUUGUGGUGUUCAUUGACAAUCAUUCAACUGCUACUUUACCAUUUAGUACAGCUUCCUAUAACUGUCAUCCCAUGCCAGGAUUUUCGGAUAUUUGAAGCAAUAGUCUACCAUUUCUGUCAUUAAUGUACGCCUCUGCGUUUCUUCCAUCUAAUGGGAUGGGACAUUUGCACAUCGUGUCUGUACUAACGUUGAUUUAAACUCUGUAAACCUGAGUUUACAGCUGUGGCUGAUGUGUGCAGCCACUGGCCGACUGAUUUCACUGCGCUGCGCACUUCUGCAUGUGAAGAGAAAUAACGACGUGGAAAUGUCGCUUCCCCGCGGCUCCGGUGCUAUUCAUAGCAUUCGAGUCAAAAUGAGUGAUUAAGCUUUGGUACUUCACUGUUCAGCGGUUAGUUUUGAAUCCGAUGUCUCCAGUCUAAAUGCCCUCGCUGUCUUGUAUGUAAAGCUGGCAUGUCACUUUAUAAAACUGGGCUUUUUCCAAGGACAAAACGACCCAAAUGAUGUACAUUUUUACUGAUUUUUUUUU
This is a messenger RNA of Electrophorus electricus (electric eel), 6407 nucleotides long. RefSeq names its product CACN subunit beta associated regulatory protein a (gene cbarpa). Gene Ontology annotation, biological process: negative regulation of voltage-gated calcium channel activity; negative regulation of calcium ion-dependent exocytosis. The record is from RefSeq and is a predicted model, not a curated record. Lineage: Eukaryota; Metazoa; Chordata; Actinopteri; Gymnotiformes; Gymnotidae. Gene Ontology annotation, molecular function: transmembrane transporter binding. Gene Ontology annotation, cellular component: plasma membrane; secretory granule.